AGCCACUCAGUACACAUGCAUGUUGCUUAGCUAUCUAAUAGAGCAUAAGGCUGAUAAGGAGAAGCUGGUAAUGAAACUGAAGCAGUUGGAAUCUAGCAUGAGCUCUGGCCGGAAAAUGUUCAGACUGGGCAACACGGUGCACGCCUUGGUGGCAGCCAGGAGAAGUACCCGGCUGCCAGACGCGGUUCCUCGCCUCUGCCUCACGGCCGCCAACCUGAGCCGUGCCCUGUACCUGGUGUGUGAUGCGCUCCUGUGGUCCAGGAGCGUGGGGCUCCAGCCAGACAUCGACAAGCUGAAGUGGCGGAACCGUGCCACUAAGUGCUACUACUUCUCACUCCUGAUGAAUCUAGCCAGGGACUGGUAUGAGAUCUGCUGGAGGCUGGAGCAAGCUGUACAGGAAGAAAAGGCGAAGGAGAAUUCCUUCUGGGACGGACACUACCAGGAACUAAGCGGUGUGAAGUGUGAUGGUUUGCUCGGUUUUCUCCUCCUGCUGCUUCAGACACUGAAGAGACAUCCUCCUUUGCUGCUGGACUUGGUGAAGAAUCUCUGCGAUCUCUCAGGUCCUUUGGAUACCUUAGGGAUCUACAAGACCAACCCAGGAGUGAUUGGUUUCUGUGGCAUCCUCUCCUCCCUGGUGGGGAUCCUCACGUUAGCAAGCCCACAUCUGAAGCUGAAACAGUGA
Messenger RNA from Merops nubicus (carmine bee-eater), 682 nucleotides. It is a transcript of the gene PEX11A, whose product is annotated as peroxisomal biogenesis factor 11 alpha. The transcript is spliced from 2 exons. Gene Ontology annotation, biological process: regulation of peroxisome size; peroxisome fission. The annotation marks the transcript as partial. The record is from RefSeq and is a predicted model, not a curated record. NCBI's taxonomy places the organism in Eukaryota, Metazoa, Chordata, Aves, Coraciiformes, Meropidae. Gene Ontology annotation, cellular component: peroxisomal membrane.